Hyalella azteca is the source of this 2371-nucleotide messenger RNA. Its product is annotated as angiopoietin-2. The record is from RefSeq and is a predicted model, not a curated record. The transcript has 12 exons. The coding region runs from base 137 to 2371 and encodes 744 amino acids. NCBI's taxonomy places the organism in Eukaryota, Metazoa, Arthropoda, Malacostraca, Amphipoda, Hyalellidae.
AGUUCUAUUAAAUCACUGAACCUCUCACCAACUUGAAAAGAUUCCACUCCUUCAGAAACUGUUCUCUCACGGUCCAUAAUAGCGUUACCUUCUAAUACCAUGAGCUGAAGUAGAGCAUUUUAGUUGAUACAUUGCAAUGCUGCCUUCAGUGACGAUAUUUAUGACAGUGCUGGUGGUUGUUCAUGGUCAACAACUUCCUGGUCAAAAUCAAGGAGAAAUCUCGACGCAGCCUCCAGCAGUGGGACGGCAGCGCGCCUACACUGAUCCUGACAGCAUCUUUACGAUUCACAGCGUCAAAAGAAAUCCGGACCUCAGCCCAGUCAUUGGGCCAUCUCUCGCUCCUAGCUAUGUUCGAUUUCAUUCAGAGAAUGAAAAUGUAGCCAACACUUACAACCCGGAGCCCACUUCGAGCUAUGGCAGAAUUUCCAUGCGUGAAAAUUCACAAGAAUCUGUGCACAGGAGCAACAUGGAUUCUAGGGUAGCUUCGAGCUCGGCAUGGGGAGGCCGAGGCAGCGGAUUGUUGUACAGGAACCGCGGGCAAAGUUUGCCAUGGACCGAAGACGCAGCAGCUGAAACUGACAGCCAUGUGGGCAGUGGAUCUAAAGAUGAUCAAAGUUUCAUGGGAAGAGUGGAGAGCAGUGACGCUAGAAGUAGAAGGUUGGAUGUUGAACCGACUCGAGACUAUACAUCUAUUUCAUCACGAAGUGAUAGUUCUCGUGCUACUAGAGGGCCUCAUCGCGGCGUAGGUGUAGGACUAGCAAGUAGCCGAAGCCAAGAUGAGGGUGAAGAAGCUGGGAGAAUUGGCCGUUACAGAGACAAUUUUUCUAAUAAUCGUGUUGAGGAGCGCCAGAGACUGGAUGGUAUAACUUUGUUAUUGCAAAGAGUCGGCGACAGACUUCUUGCUAUUGAAUCUGCCCAGACUCAACGGGCAGAACGAAUCGACUCAGUCAAUUACAGAAUAACUCGUCUGGAGGUCUCUGGAGAGGAGCAGAAGUCAGCCAUCAACGAGCUGUCGGCUGCUGUCAGACACCGGCUACAGACGUCAGAUUUUGAACUCGAAAAGAUCAGAGACGGACUGGACGAGCUCAGAGCUUCGCUUGUGGCAAUAGCAGCUCAGAAUACCAAAAUUCAGGCGUCCUUGGACGUGCAACAAGCUGCAGGCGCCGCGGCAUCUGCUGCGUCUGAGGGCAACGCCGAGGGUGGGCAAGGCGCUCGCCUCAAGUCUGUGCUGGCCGCGGUGCACGGUGUCAGAAAUCUGGGCCAAAACACCGCGCGGCAAUUGGAGUUCUUGACGCAGAACGCCUCCGUCUGGAACAACGUAUCCAACUCUCUUCAACGUCUCAGCGAGAGCGCGGUAACUAAAGCGUUUCUAAGGAGCAGCUUGGCGGAGCUGAAGAGCAGCCAGCUCCACACACCCAUUGUCAUACCCACUUCCUUGAACCACAGGAACCCUGAGCAGCUAAGAGAUCCCAUGGACUGCUACGAGGUGCAGGAGCGAGCGAAGAAGUCCUCGCAGGUCGUCAGUUCCGGUGUGUACCGCAUCCAGCCCAGGGACGCCUCUGGUCCCUUCUUCGCCUACUGCGACCUGGAGACUGACGGGGGAGGAUGGACGGUGUUACAACGUCGUCUGGACGGUUCCGUGGACUUCCUGCGUGACUGGCAAGACUACAAGUAUGGCUUCGGGAACCUCGCUGGCGAGUUCUGGCUUGGCAACGACCACAUUCAUGACCUCACCGCGCAAUACGUCAGUGAGCUUCGCAUCCAGCUGGAUGACUUCAACCAAGUGUCGGCGGUGGCUCGGUAUUCUGCCUUUGCCAUUGGCAGUGAAGCAGAAGGCUAUGCCCUCAAGCUUCUAUGUGAAUAUAACUGUGGUUCAGGGGACUCUCUGAGCUACCACGUCGGCCAGCGCUGGAGCACCAUAGACUCGGACAGCGACGCCUGGCCUGAGCAGAACUGCGCCGUGAACCACAAGGGCGCUUGGUGGUACCGUGCCUGCGAUACCAGUAACUUGAACGGCCAGUAUCUCCACGGUCCGGUACCACAGGAUCACGAAUACAGCGGAAUUUAUUGGUAUGAUUUCCGUGGUCCGCUUUAUUCUCUGUGGCGGACGAGCAUCAUGAUCCGGCGGGGCGGCCGAGUGACUGAACCAGUAACAAGUGUGUCAUCGGCUAACACAACAAGUGUGUCAUCGAUCCCCGCACUCACCACAACUCCACCAUUGUCACCUCCACCUGAAGUAGUGACCGACACCUACCCAGUCGACGAGUAUGAUGCCGAAAGUGAUAAUUUGCAAGAGCGUCACCGACAACAGCAGCAUCAAUGGCGAGAACAGCAGCUGCAGUGGCAGGAACUGCAGAAGCAAUGGGAAUAA